UAGCAAAGUCUUCUCCGCCGUUGAAUAAAUUGGUCCGGCCAUGUUUUCUAGGAUAUCAGCUGUGCGUAAAAUGACAGAUUGAAGGUUUUAACUGCGAACAAUUCUAGGAUUUUUUGGAUAAAGGAAUAUAUGGUGCUAAUCUGAUCCUGUGGCUAAAACUAAAAGAAUAUGAUAGCGGAAUAAUAUUCUUAUUUAUCUUCCGUGCCCCAUUAGAUGUGAUCAAAGGGAGCAUUUGCUUGGGUUUGCCAAAUGGUAAUGUGACUUAGAUAGCAGCGCAAGCUAACGCAUAAGGAGGCAAUUCACCAAAGGGACAGUCCCUGAAUGCAGUGGCUGCUACCGUGUUAUUAAGUCGUAAAAUUCGAAAAUAUAAAAUCGUUUGAAACUCUCUAAAUAAGAGGUUUGCCCAAACCGCUCCCUUAUGUGCAGACGAAACAGAAUAAACGUAAGCAAAUUAUGAGAAUAAGGUGACAAAGCCAAUUAAGGAGUUUAUAUUAAAAUUUGAACAAAUUCAUAAUUGUUGUUAAACCCAUAUACAAGUACACCAUGAAUAACGAUUCGAAAUUGAGUGAUGUCAGCAGCGAGGCUCUAGCAAGUGGUCCUCACAUUUACACAAAAUCCUUACUAUCGGCAUUUGAUUGGAAAGAGUUUGCGUGUGGAUGCGGAGCCGCUUUUAUAAACAUAGGCGUUACCUAUCCGAUAUAUAAAAUGAUUUUUCGCCAAAUGCUUCAUGGUGUGCCAAUGACAUCAGCCUUUGGCCAGUUACGCCACGAAGGCUUAGCAUUUCUUUAUCGUGGAAUCUUCCCACCAAUGGCACAAAAGACUAUUUCUUUAUCUAUUAUGUUUGGCGUAUUUGACGGAUCGCGUCGAUAUUUAAUCAAUAACUUCAAUAUGAAUGAAUAUACCGUCAAAAUAGUUGCUGGCAUUUCAUCAGGCACUGUUGAAGCGGUGCUUCUUCCCUUCGAAAGGAUACAAACACUGCUGGCGCACUCCAAAUACCACGAAUACUUUGCUAACACUCCGCGAGCAUUCAACUACGUUCUGGUACAUCACGGGUUUUUAGAGUUGUACAGAGGUAUUGUACCCGUUCUUUGGAGAAAUGGGCCAUCCAAUGCAAUAUUUUUUAUGCUGCGUGAAGAAGUAUCCAUAUUUCUGCCAGAUACUACUUCCAAAGCAACUAAAGCGGCACAAGAAUUUGUGGCAGGAGCAGUCAUUGGAGCGUCAAUUAGCACACUUUUUUAUCCACUUAACGUGAUAAAAGUUGCCAUGCAAAGUGAAAUGGGCCAUAAACAGGAAGGAAUGUGGACGAUAUGCAAACGAAUUUACUUUGAACGCGGAAAUAGAAUUAAAUACUUCUACCGUGGAUGUGGGUUCAACUCUUUUCGUUCAUUUCUUAGUUGGGGAAUCAUGAAUACGGCAUAUGAAAAUUUGAAGAAAGUCAUGUCGUAAGACCUGCAAUUUUGUAUUUCAGUAACAGUAAAUAGCGCAAAUACGAGUAUAAUGUUCAAACGACGGUGAUGCAUUGUAAUGAAAUAUAACUUGAAGUUGAAGGCUCCCGGGAUUUAGUACAUGUAAAUUUAUGCAUAAAUAUUAAAAUUAAAGUGUUUCUAUACUUACAUGUACGGUGACCAUCCGCCUUGCAUUAUACGGGACGCCAAAUGUUCUGUAUUUCUUUCACUGUUCUACAUUUGUCCCGUAUUCGGUGUUUCGACGCUCAUUAAAAUGACACGCCUACGAACGAGUUUUAAGUGAUGUUGGUAUAUGAUCGUAAUUUUCUCCAUAAACAGUUAUUAUUUUCUAAUCUGGAUGCCCGUGUUUCGAUUCGAGGAAUACAUACAGUGACCAAAAUAUAAAUUAGGACUCGGCAUUUUAGCAAGGUUUGGCCAUUUUUCCUUAGUUUAUUUAAUGUUUAUUGUUUUUUAUAAAGUAAAGCCCUUUUCGUAACAAAAACCAUAUAAUACUGUUUAGGCGCUACUGCUAACACAAGGUGCCUGAAUUCAUGCUAUGUACUGCCUCAUGUGCAAAAAUUUCCUUCAUAAAAUUCAUGAUUUUCGCACUCGCACUUCUCAACUGCCAUGUAAUAAAACUUUCUUAAGUUAUAAUUUGAUGACAGUUCAAAGCAUGCUCGG
Rhagoletis pomonella (apple maggot) is the source of this 2126-nucleotide messenger RNA. RefSeq names its product solute carrier family 25 member 51. The transcript has 4 exons. Bases 544 to 1446 code for a protein of 300 amino acids. Lineage: Eukaryota; Metazoa; Arthropoda; Insecta; Diptera; Tephritidae. The record is from RefSeq and is a predicted model, not a curated record.